Molecule: messenger RNA, 1958 nt
Organism: Rubroshorea leprosula
Lineage: Eukaryota; Viridiplantae; Streptophyta; Magnoliopsida; Malvales; Dipterocarpaceae
Source: the annotation of a GenBank genome assembly
AAAUCCUUCUCAAAUUUUCCUCUCAUUAUUUCUACAGAAUGAUUCAUUGUGCUUCCUGAAAGUUGCUUUUUCUCCUUAACUCAUAUCCAUAAAUUCUCUUUUGUCUCUCUACCUCUCUUCAUUUUGACCUUGAGUUGAAAGUUUUUGGCCUUCGAGACAAAGUAGUGGGUGGAGGAGGAAAGAGAAGAUUUGGGGAGGAUUAGAGAAGAGAAUACACCAAGGGGAGGUUAACUAAUUAGUGAGAAAGGGAGUGAGGACUUUCAACCAAUUGAGCUAAGCAGAAAAAAUAACUACCAUGUCCACCACUCACAAUCCUCGCGCAUCAUCCCAAGAGAACGAUCUCUUGAAUCGAUCUAUCAAACGGAUCAAAGGCAGCGAUUACCCUCCAAUCUCUGAGGAAUAUCAACUGAUCGAGAAUCCUCCACAGCAGCUAUCAUAUAGAGAUUUGGUGAUUCGUGAUGAACCAAUCGAAAUCUGCUGUGAUACCUCUGUAAAUCUCGACCUCCUGGAGGAGGACUCCGAUUGCGAGGAUGAUGGAACAAUUCUUACAAUCCUGAUUUCUAAAGAGGAAAAGAAAAGGAUUCGUUCCCCAUGGAUUAAUUCUAUAAUCAUAAAGGCCUUUGGAACAAAAUCUGCAGGUUACAACUUUAUCUACCCGAGAAUCAAAGCCCAGUGGAAGCCAAGAGGAAGGAUGGAUUGUAUUGAUCUAGGUGUUGAUUUCUUUCUUAUAAGGUUUCAGGAAAGGGAUGAUUUACUCAAGGUCCUAAAUGGGGGGCCAUGGUUUGUAGGGCCUUAUUACCUCACUAUUCGGCAAUGGGAACCAUCUUUUAAUCCAGAAAAUGCGGCAUUCACCACCACAGCUAUAUGGGCCAGAUUGCCCAGACUCCCAAUUGAAUACUACGAUGUGAAAAUCUUAGAGAGGAUUGGAAGACUUCUGGGGAAGCCUUUGCGCAUAGAUGCCCACACUGCCCAUCAAACCAGAGGGCAAUUUGCUAGGAUCAGUAUACAAGUUGAUUUGGAUGAACCUCUUGUUCCUUUUGUUAGGAUUGGCAAGCAUAUUCAAAAAGUAUUAUAUGAGGGUCCUGUUGCUCUGUGUUUUUCUUGUGGGUGUGUGGGUCACAAGGAAGGAUUUUGUCCUCUAAAGUUGUCUCAAAUUCCUACGAAUAUGGAGGAAGACUCCUUUGCCCCUCCAGAGAUCUUGCAUAGUAAUAUUGAACCAAACUUGGACUCAAAGGAGCAGCAAGGGUUUGGCCCUUGGAUGUUAGUUGAAAGGAAGAAGAAUAGGAGGAAACCCAAUGGAAAAUUCUCUGAUUCAUCCAAUCAACACAGUAAGCCGAGCACCUCCCAUGGAAGGAACUCGAGUAGCCUACUCACUGGGUCAAGGGACGAGUUAAAACAGAAUCAUGGGGAAGCCAAUCUUUCAAAGGACAAUACAAUUAAUGAUCCUACCGUUACUUGUAACGGAUCUUUUGUUACUACUGGACCAGAGGCCCACUUAAAAGAAAACGGGCCUUUUAUUGCUAGUAACCAGGAUAAUGUUGUGGACAAAGAUAAGAUGUCGGUAAGGCCUAAGGGGGUACAUAACAAGAAAGAGAGUUUAGCUCCUGUUUGUCUUGAUCCUUCUUCAAAAGAUGCGAAGAACCUACAAUCUGUGUCAUCCUCCGCCACCGGAAGUUUGGGCAAUGGAUCCAAGAUCCUUCGGGAAACUGUGCAGGGAGUGGGACAUUUUUCUUAUCAACGACGAAAACAACAUUCUGCCAAUGGAGACAGCAUUGUCAAUGUUACUGAUGAAGGAUCCAACCCCCAUAGAGGGUUGGGAUCUAGGUCUGUGCAGAGGUUGAGGUUUGGGGGUUCGGUUUGGAGUGAGGAAGGGCAUAUGCGCAUCUCACAAUCCUCCGUUUAAACACGGUUGCAUUCUUUAACAUUUGGGGGGUUUUUAAUCAACUUAUUCAUUAUGU